Carya illinoinensis is the source of this 752-nucleotide messenger RNA. RefSeq lists its product as uncharacterized. The transcript has a single exon. Lineage: Eukaryota; Viridiplantae; Streptophyta; Magnoliopsida; Fagales; Juglandaceae. Bases 101 to 553 code for a protein of 150 amino acids. The record is from RefSeq and is a predicted model, not a curated record.
UUUUCCAAGUCUUAUCAUGCGCGCAGUGGCCAUCUCUCUCAUUCUCUUCCAGCUCUAGGUUGACUUAUUAUUAUUUUUUCUCGUCUUAAUUUUUACAACCAUGUUUGAUUCCGUGCUGGAGUUGAUCUCUCAGGCUGCAUCCAACUCUGUCUUCAUCUUCUGUUUCUGCCAUUUGAUCAUUGUGGUUAUCCUUGUGGGCUCGAAAUCCAGCCCCAACUUAGACAAAGAAGAGGAAAUUCCAGUUUCAGGGAUCAUCAACACAAGCACAUAUCAAAAACAAGGAAGAAAGAGCGAGCAGUUGUUCGAUGGCAAGGAAUUGUCAUAUUCCCAGGAAGCAGCACCGGCUGCUGACAAGGAGGAAAAAGGUAACAGUGAUGAUCAUGACAACAAGGAUGCGGAUAAGGAUGGUGAAGAUCAUCAUGAUGAACUGAGGAGAAGGGUAGAAGAAUUUAUAGAAAAGGUUAACCAAGGAUGGAAGGAAGAGUUGUUGGGUAAACGCGAGUGUGGAAUGGGAGCCUGCAAUACCUGCAAUGUGAAUUUGCGUACGAGAUGAUCUGAUCUUUAGGGUAAUAAUGCCAAAAACUUUUGUAAAUUCCUAACUCUGAUGAGAAUUUGCUAGAAAAUUUCGAUUGUACUAUUAAAAGUAGAUGUUGAUAGGAUUGGUGUAGAUAGGUUUUAAAACAUGACAUGUUUUGAGUCCAAUUUUAAUUGGAAUAUGAUUCCUUAAAUGUGGAAUAUUUAUCUCUCUCUUA